AUGCGUCUCCUGUCAUUUUCUCUCUUCAUAGCGGCCCUAGUCGGGCUCGUUAAUGCGGCCAACUUUGCUGAGCUAGCUGCUCAGCUCCCUGACUGCGAUAUACAAUGUGUGCAGCAAGCGAUACCGCAGUCACCGUGUUCAAUGACAAACACAACAUGUCUCUGUACCGAUCAGACAUUUGCAGGCUUGACGCAGGCUUGCGUACUGAAGAACUGCACAGUCAAGGACUCUUUGACAUUGAUGAGAGUUCAGAGCCUGGCUUGCGGUGUUCCUGUCAAAAGUCAACAGAUGAAGUUCAGGCUCAACGCACUUGUUGCGUGUAUCCUUGCCGAAAUUUGUGUGAUCCUGAGGAUAUACUCCAAAUUAAAGAUCUUUGGAAAGCUUGGUCCUGAUGACUAUGCAAUUCUCAUAGCAGGAUUUGCUACGGUGCCGUACAUCUGGCUCGCCUGCAGACUCGCAGAUCUUGGCUUUGGGCUCAACAUUUGGGAUAUCACCCCAUUCGAGCGCUUGUACGAACUGCUAAAGCUCUUCUGGAUUGAUCAGAUCAUGUACAGUGUUCACUUGUAUAGCACCAAGAUCUCGAUUCUUUUCUUUCUCCGUGGUAUUUUCACUACUUCCGAGUUCAAGAAGUUGACCGUGUCUAUCGGCAUCUUUGUUUGCUUGUGUGGUGCCGCUACCAUGAUCACCACUGCGCUGCAAUGUCUUCCUGCUUCCUUCAAUUGGACAAGCUGGGAUGGCGAGCACAAGGGCCACUGUAACGAUCUCAACUCACAGACUUAUGCUUUUGGUGGAAUCAACAUGGCUUGUGAUAUCGUCAUCCUAGUCUUGCCGAUUAAUCAUCUUUGGAAGCUGCAGGUCAAAGGCCGACAGAAGAUUCAGCUCUUCGUUAUGUUCAGUCUAGGCAUUGUAUCCAGCGCAAAAACGCUAACACAAAUGCCAGGGGAAUACGUCGAAGUCACCAUCUGGUCUAUCUGGGAAACGGAACUCGGCAUGGUUUGCGCAAGCCUCCCAGCCAUCCGUCACCUCUUCAAGCAUCUCUGGCCCAAUGCCAUGGCUACCAUUGCCUCCAAGAUGAGCUUCUCCAGCACAAACAAAGACUCCACACUUGACAAGAGUGCCGGAAGCUGGGGUGGCAGCCGUGGGGCUCGCUCCAAGACAGAUAACAAGGAGUACUAUGAGCUUGAUGAGCGGAGUCUCAUUGGCAAGGGGCCGGAUCCUGCCACUAAUAUGAGCUCCACCAACGUUCAUUCGAUGGCCUCUUGCAUUAUCUUGGAUGCUCCCUCAACGGCGAGACCGAAACUGGCUAGCCAGGAUGCAGAAGGAGAGACACUAGUAAAACUGACAUGUUUUAGGGGCUCAAUUCGUUUCUUUAAUUUAUUCAGUGUCAAUGAUUCCAGUAGUUGGACCCACAAUCGCAUAGUGUCUGAUUGUCUGAUGUACUGCUGUUGGCAAGUCAUCACCAUCAGGUAG
Molecule: messenger RNA, 1470 nt
Organism: Fusarium redolens
Lineage: Eukaryota; Fungi; Ascomycota; Sordariomycetes; Hypocreales; Nectriaceae
Exons: 9
Coding region: 1-1470 (489 amino acids)
Source: RefSeq, a predicted model, not a curated record